This is a messenger RNA of Dibothriocephalus latus, 210 nucleotides long. Lineage: Eukaryota; Metazoa; Platyhelminthes; Cestoda; Diphyllobothriidea; Diphyllobothriidae. The record is from the annotation of a GenBank genome assembly.
UGGCUCGCCAAACACUGUGACAGCCUAGGAGCCAAGGCUCGUCAGCUGGAGUACGUUCUCGCAAAACUGGACUUCCUGAUGAGAGUUCAGCAGUGUGUGGACAAACCAACCGCUGUGCUGGAGUGUAUGCGCAGUUUUGUACCCUACGCCAAGGAGUUCCCCGCAGGUCUGUCUGCAUCCUUUAAACAUGCACACCUACUGAAAAGUUAG